CCGGGAGCUGGCCGGGGCGGCCGCGGGGUUUAGAUACUCGGAGGUUUGGGAGACUUCAGGCUGCUCGGGAGCAGGAGGGCCACCCGGGUCCCCGCGGAGACGAUGGCAAAGGAAGAAGGAUCAUCUGUAGAAGCCCGCCAGAGGAAAAAGCAAAGAACUUCAGGAAGUCAGGAAGCCAAAGGAGAGAAGAUCCGCAGAACCCCAGCUCCUGAAAGAGCUCCAAAAUAUGUAUCAUUUCAACGUUUUGCAAAGAUUGUCAUUGGCUGUCUCGCGGCCGUUAUUAGUGGUAUGAUGCAUGUUUUCUAUUUGUCGGCUUACCAUGAACGGAAAUUCUGGUUUUCCAACAGGCAGGAACUUGAGCGAGAGAUCACAUUUCAGGGUGACAGUGCCAUUUACUACUCCUAUUAUAAAGACAUGUUGAAGGCUCCGUCAUUUGAAAGAGGUGUUUAUGAGCUGACGCACAAUAACAAAACCGUCUCCAUGAAGACUAUCAACGCCAUGCAACAGAUGUCGCUGUACCCAGAGCUUAUCGCCAGUGUGCUCUAUCAAGCAACUGGUAGCAAUGAAGUGAUUGAACCAGUAUAUUUCUACAUUGGCAUUGUGUUUGGAUUACAAGGAAUAUAUGUUACGGCUUUAUUUGUUACAAGUUGGCUUAUGAGUGGCACAUGGCUAGCAGGAAUGCUUACUGUUGCAUGGUUCCUAAUAAACAGGGUGGACACAACAAGAAUUGAGUACUCCAUUCCUUUAAGAGAAAACUGGGCUCUACCAUAUUUUGCAUGCCAAGUUGCUGCGCUUACAGGCUAUUUAAAAAGAAAUUUAAAUACUUAUGCAGAGAGGCUUUGCUACUUGGUGCUGAGUACCUCCACGUACACUUUUAUGAUGGUGUGGGAGCACAGCCACUAUGUCUUGUUUCUUCAGGCAGUAUCCCUGCUGCUGCUAGAUAUCGUCUCAGUGGAACAAAGUGACAAGGUUUAUGAAGUAUAUAAAAUCUACAUAUUUUCUCUCUUCCUUGGGUAUUUACUGCAGUUUGAGAAUCCAGCUUUAUUGGUGUCUCCUUUAUUAAGUUUAGUAGGAGCGUUUAUGCUUGUUAAGUGCCUUCAGCUGAAUGGGAAAAAAGGAACAUUUGUGGCUAAAGUAAUCAAAGUGUUUGAGUUUUACUUGUUAUGUACUCUGCCAGUGACCUUGAAUCUUAUAGUGAAGAUGUUUGUCUCACACAAAGAAAAUGAGCAUGUACUGAAAUUUCUUGAAGUAAAAUUUGGACUAAAUAUGACUAAGAAUUUUACAUUGAACUGGCUCCUUUGUCAAGAAUCUCUCCAGGCACCAUCCCAGGAUUUUUUUUUCCGAUUGACACAAUCUUCUCUAUUGCCAUUCUAUGUUUUAGUGUUAAUUAUUUGUCUUCUUUCUAUAACACAAGUUAUUUUUAGGAGGAUGAGUGGUAAGUCCAAGAAAGAAACUGGAACUCUUGAAGAUGGAAGAAUUGGAGAAAGGCCAGAAAUAAUUUAUCAUGUAAUUCACACUCUUUUGCUGGGCUCUCUUGCAAUGCUUAUGGAAGGCUUGAAAUUCAUUUGGACUCCUUAUGUGUGCAUGUUGGCAGCAUUUGGUGUAUGCUCCCCUGAACUUUGGAUGACACUUUUAAAGUGGCUUCGAUUAAGAACUGUACACCCAGUAUUGUUGGCUCUUAUUCUGAGCAUGGCUGUGCCUACUAUUAUAGGUCUUAGUUUGUGGAAAGAGUUUUUUCCACGAUUAAUUACAGAAUUAACAGAGCUACAGGAAUUCUAUGAUCCAGAUACAGUGGAACUUAUGACCUGGAUAAAGAGGCAAGCUCCAGUUGCAGCUGUGUUCGCAGGAAGCCCACAGUUGAUGGGUGUGAUUAAGCUGUGUACUGGGUGGACAGUGACAAGCUUGCCACUUUACAGUGAUGAUGACCUUCUCAAGAGAAAUGAAAACAUUUACCAAAUCUAUUCAAAGCGAUCUGCUGAGGACAUUUAUAAAAUACUGACAUCUUAUAAAGCUAACUACCUAAUUGUAGAAGAUGCCAUCUGCAAUGAGAUGGGAACCACAAGAGGCUGUAGGGUUAAAGAUUUAUUAGAUAUUGCAAAUGGACAUGUGGUUUUCAAAGAAGGUGACAAAUUAACCUAUUCAAAAUAUGGACGAUUUUGUCAUGAGGUCAAAAUUAACUACUCUCCAUAUGUGAAUUACUUCACUAGAGUAUACUGGAACAGAUCCUACUUUGUAUAUAAAGUCAACACUGUGAUAUCCUUCCAAUCUUGAAAAAUAACAGAGCCUUCAUUUCAAAGACACGGUACUUGAAGUAAAAUGCAAUUUUCUCGGAGCUACACAGUUUCUUACAGAUAGUGUAUGGGCAUCUGGAACGCUGCUACUCCUCCCCACGCCAGCUGGUUCCUGGGUUUAGUCUUCUUGGAAGUAGAUGAUGAGAUGCUGAUGUCUUUUAGUAAGAUGUCAAACCCAGCACUGCGUCUUUCUGACAGCUUCCUUCCUUAGUACAUGACUUAAAGCUCUCCUUGUUGCAGCAUCUCAAAUCCUAAUCUAUAAUAUUGAUCUUUAUUUGAAUAUUUUCCAAGGUCGGUGUUUACUUCAAAAACAUAAUUUUUAAUUAAGUACUUAAUGUGAUUUAAUUCUAUAAUACAAGAGAAAAUUUUCCAAGGAAGUUUGUAACAGUUGUAAAUUUUCUACAAUUAAAAAUAAUUGAAGGCCGGGCAGUGGUGGCGCACGCCUUUAAUCCCAGCACUUGGGAGGCAGAGGCAGGCGGAUU
Messenger RNA from Grammomys surdaster, 2773 nucleotides. It is a transcript of the gene Dpy19l4, whose product is annotated as dpy-19 like 4. Gene Ontology annotation, cellular component: nuclear inner membrane. The coding region runs from base 103 to 2271 and encodes 722 amino acids. The record is from RefSeq and is a predicted model, not a curated record. Lineage: Eukaryota; Metazoa; Chordata; Mammalia; Rodentia; Muridae. The transcript has 19 exons. Gene Ontology annotation, molecular function: mannosyltransferase activity.